Molecule: messenger RNA, 330 nt
Organism: Cornus florida
Lineage: Eukaryota; Viridiplantae; Streptophyta; Magnoliopsida; Cornales; Cornaceae
Product: MFS18 protein-like
Exons: 1
Coding region: 1-330 (109 amino acids)
Source: RefSeq, a predicted model, not a curated record
AUGGAGAGAGUUACUAAGGUUUUGCUGAUCUUCACACUCUUUCUUGUAGUCUUCUCAGCUGAAGGAGGGAGGACCAUCGAGAAUAAGGAGAAGGUUGACCAGCCUCAGACCUUCUUUGGUGGCUUUCCAAGCCCUGGGCUCAGUGGAUCAUCAUUCCCAAGCCCUGGGCUCAGCGGAUUUCCGAGCCCAGGGCUCAGUGGGUCCUUUCCGAGCCCUGGGCUCAGCGGAUCCUUCCCGAGCUUCAGCCCACCGGGAAGCUUUUGCUCGAUCCCCGGUCUCUGUGUCCCGACCCAGCCCACGGUCCCUACUGUUGGGGGUGACUCACCGUGA